Messenger RNA from Suillus subaureus, 1044 nucleotides. RefSeq lists its product as uncharacterized. NCBI's taxonomy places the organism in Eukaryota, Fungi, Basidiomycota, Agaricomycetes, Boletales, Suillaceae. The coding region runs from base 1 to 1044 and encodes 347 amino acids. The transcript is spliced from 3 exons. The record is from RefSeq and is a predicted model, not a curated record. Gene Ontology annotation, cellular component: cytosol.
AUGUUCAGUUAUUUUGCAGUGCCCCCUCAGGGCCAUGCUGGGUCAUGGCAAACACAUGUAUCAAUGUCAAUGGUCCAGCACAACUCUUAUCCACCCCCAUCUUUCCCUCCCGCUCAACUCGCUCAUAAAGUGUGGAUACUGGACUGUAAAUCUUGUGGCACAUUUCUCACCAAUCGCGGUAUGAAGGCUGUUUUGCUGCUCAGACCUAAUGUCUCUCUUUUUUCCACCGAUGCACUUCCAAUAAAUUGUUCCGCAUACACGUCAAAUCCGGACGCUCUUCGCCCACCGCCCUGCCGUCCAUCAAUUAAUGCAUCUCCCCCUCGGACGUGCGAAUGCCUGACUCAGACUCUCUGCUGUCAUACCUGCGGUACAGCCGUCGGCUAUAUGAUUGUGAUUCCAUGUUCUCGAUGUACGUCGUCAAUUACGGCGACUAAUCGCGCGACCAAUGGUCAUCGCUUCGUCUUCCAUUCUAGUGAAAUCCUUGCAUCGGAACGAUAUCAUAUCCCUGACGAACCAGGGGUUAUCCCAAUAGAAUUCACAGCACCUAUUUCCCCUCCUCCUUUGACGUCCGCUUAUUCUGCGCUAUCUUCUGUCGAUGGUCCCCCUUCCUAUCAGCGUAUUUUACACCCAUUCCCAUCCCAGUCUUCCCCUUCCCCCACCUUGUCCCAUUCGUCUUCCGAAUCUAUUCCCACAUCUAUCUCAGAGUACGGGGACCUGGGCUCAACACCACAUCCAUCCUCAUCCGAUCCAUACUUAUUCGCAACACCAGCUUCUCCUCGGCGUUCCCCACGUCCUUUACCUCGGUCUCCAUCCCCUCAUACAUCGGCAUCGCAGCCGAUGCGGUCUUCGUCACAACCAGGUAAUCGGGAGUCCGCGCCCGAGUCAAGUGGAAUGCCUGUUGAAUCGCCUGUUCGUCGGCUGAAGGCGGGGGAUGUGCUCUAUUGGCACCACCUCGCUAAGAAUGGCGAGAUCCCAGGGGUGCAAGAAGAUCCGCGUGCCAGGGUGCCGAAGAAGAUACAUGGACCUAAAUUCUCGGGCCGCUGA